AUGGAGGUUGUAGUGCCUGCUGAUGCCGGCGUAAACGAAGAAGCCGAGAUUCCUGCUCCUUCUGGCACAGGAUACUAUCAGGGGCAGCCCGGGUAUGCAGCCCCUCCUGGGUAUUCUGAAGGUCUUCCAGGAUAUUCAACGGCUCCCGAACAGGCUUGGGGCCAAGACCAAUGGCAGACUCAAGCUCCAGUUCCCCAACCCGUAUUUGGCCAUGAUCCUGUCUACUGCAAUUGUCCAUUUUGCGGCCAUGUGGGAAUGUCGAUGAUCGAUAAAACAGUCGGAUCAAUGACUUGGAUUGCUUGCUGUCUCAUUUUCCUUUUGAUGGGUCCAUGCUGCUGCAUUGCCUUCAUGAUUCCAAAUUUCAAGGAUACCACACAUUACUGUGUCGCUUGCAAACAGCAAAUUGCUUUCAAGGCCGCCUAA
Molecule: messenger RNA, 423 nt
Organism: Oikopleura dioica
Lineage: Eukaryota; Metazoa; Chordata; Appendicularia; Copelata; Oikopleuridae
Source: the annotation of a GenBank genome assembly